Messenger RNA from Thalassophryne amazonica, 2066 nucleotides. It is a transcript of the gene pdia6, whose product is annotated as protein disulfide isomerase family A, member 6. Gene Ontology annotation, biological process: response to endoplasmic reticulum stress. Lineage: Eukaryota; Metazoa; Chordata; Actinopteri; Batrachoidiformes; Batrachoididae. The record is from RefSeq and is a predicted model, not a curated record. The transcript is spliced from 13 exons. Gene Ontology annotation, cellular component: endoplasmic reticulum lumen. Bases 161 to 1537 code for a protein of 458 amino acids. Gene Ontology annotation, molecular function: protein disulfide isomerase activity; protein-disulfide reductase activity.
AAUUACUACAGUGUUUAAAUGUGAGUCAUCUUUUUUUCUGAUUACGUAUUCUACUUCCGCCGUAUCAGGAACUAGUCACUUACACGGCGCACACUGAUUGGCUAACAGACAGCGUCUCUGCAAAUCCACCAAUCAGCGCGGGCCACGGUGAGAAUUUUCGAUGUACUUUUGUGGGAGACAGAGCAGCUCAGCAAACACAAAUCCUGCUUCUGAAGUCAGAAUGAGCGUCUUGUUGUUUGGCGUGUUGGGCUGUUCCCUGAUCCUGUCUGCGCAUGGGAUGUACUCGGCUAGCGACGAUGUGAUUGAGCUUAACCCGACAAACUUUAACAGGGAGGUGAUCCAGAGUGACAGCCUGUGGCUCGUUGAGUUUUAUGCUCCCUGGUGUGGCCACUGUCAAAGUCUCGCUCCUGAUUGGAAGAAGGCAGCUACUGCCCUUAAGGGUAUUGCCAAGUUGGGCGCUGUUGAUGCGGAUCAACACAAAUCGCUGGGUGGCCAAUAUGGCGUCAGGGGCUUCCCAACCAUCAAGGUCUUUGGAGCCAAUAAGAACAAGCCAGAGGAGUACCAAGGUGGACGCAGCACCCAGGCCAUCGUGGAUGGAGCCAUCAACGCUCUACGUGCUCUGGUGAAGGAGAAGGUGGGUGGGAAGUCUGGUGGAUCUGGCUACAGCAGACAGAGUGAUGACGGCAAGAAGGAUGUGGUGGAGCUCACUGAUGACAACUUUGACAAGCUGGUGCUGGAGAGCGACGACGUAUGGCUGGUGGAGUUCUUCGCCCCCUGGUGUGGACACUGCAAGAAUUUGGAGCCUGAGUGGGCAGCUGCAGCCACAGCUGUUAAGGAGCAGACGAAGGGCAAAGUUCACCUGGGAGCAGUGGAUGCUACCGUGCACCAGGUUGUGUCUGCUCGCUACGGGAUCCGUGGAUUUCCCACCAUCAAAAUUUUCCGCAAAGGCGAACAGCCAGAAGACUACCAAGGAGGUCGCAACCGUGGCGACAUCAUCGCGCAAGCUGUGGAACUGUUCUCAGACAGCGCACCCCCUCCAGAGCUGCUGGAGAUCCUUAACGAGGACAUCUUGAAGAAGACCUGUGAGGACAGUCAGUUAUGUGUCAUCGCUGUGCUGCCACACAUUCUGGACACAGGUGCUGCUGGAAGAAAUGACUACCUGCAGGUGAUGAUGAAGAUGGCUGAGAAGUACAAGAAGAAGAUGUGGGGGUGGCUGUGGACUGAGGCGGGAGCUCAGAUGGAGUUGGAGGCCUCUCUGGGUAUCGGUGGGUUUGGAUACCCCGCUAUGGCCGCUAUCAAUGCCCGUAAGAUGAAAUUUGCUCUGCUCAAGGGCUCCUUCAGUGAGACGGGCAUCCACGAGUUCCUCAGGGAACUUUCUGUGGGGCGUGGCUCAACUGCUACAUUUGGAGGCGAUGCUAUGCCCAAGAUUCACACAGUUGAACCCUGGGAUGGCCGAGAUGGACAGCUUCCUGUGGAGGAUGAGUACGACCUCAGUGACAUAGACCUGGAUGAUGAUUUUGGGAGGAUCGAGUUAUGAGCCCAAACUGGCCGGGAUCUGUUCCAGGCUGGAUCCGCUCUGGGCCUCUCGUCUCCUGUGGAUGAACGGGAGUCCCGGUCUGUCAGUUGCUGAAAUAACUCCAGAAAAGAACACACACGAGAGACGCCUGCAGUUUCUCACAUCGUCGUCAGAUGCAGUAACAGGAGGGGGCGGCAGCUUGCGCUGUGACCCUGGACUGAACUCUGCAUAUCCCUGCUGAACUCCAGAAGCUGCAUUUUUAUAUAUUUCACCCCAUGCUGAGGAGCAGAGGGGGCGUCCGAAUAGUCUCUCCACGCCUCAGCCUCUCCCUGGCACCUGUUCAACAUUUGACCAGUGUGACUUAAUAAUUUUUGAUUUAAUUUCUUUUUAAAUUCAGUGAAUGAGUCUUGGGGGUGGGCUUUUGGGUUGCAUAUGUCCAGGACAAAGGGUAACUGUGGGACCGCUUGUGUAGAUUUUUCUUACACGACUUUAUUUCAUUUGUGUGAAAACAAAACAUUUUUGUUACAAAAAUAAAAAUGAAUAAAAACAA